This is a messenger RNA of Crotalus tigris (Tiger rattlesnake), 2148 nucleotides long. RefSeq names its product neurotensin (gene NTS). Lineage: Eukaryota; Metazoa; Chordata; Lepidosauria; Squamata; Viperidae. Gene Ontology annotation, cellular component: extracellular region; axon terminus. Gene Ontology annotation, molecular function: neuropeptide hormone activity. The transcript has 4 exons. The record is from RefSeq and is a predicted model, not a curated record. Bases 305 to 802 code for a protein of 165 amino acids.
GUGAAGCGCAGCGCAACUAAUGGGGGAAUCGCGUCAGUUUCGCUCCGAAGAAGAGGAGGGGACGGAGCAGGCGGGCGGACGCUGGGUUAAAAGAGAGCGGCUGCUGCGCGUUCGUGACAUCACCCCUCCCUGCUUGCUUAUAUACUUAGGGGACAUCCAGAGCUCCCUUUAGGGUCCAGUUCUUUAAAAAUCAGCUCAAGGCAGCAGCUCUUUUUCUGCGCGACUCUCUCGCACCCAGAUAGCUUGCCUUUUUGUAUAUGGACUUCACUUUAUAGAGGGAAAAGGGAGAGCGUGGGUGGCAAGCAUGGUGAAGAUGCAGCUGGUGUGCGCGAUGCUGUUGGCCUCCGCUUCCUGGAGCCUGGGCUCAGAUUCAGAAGAGGAAAUGAAAGCCCUAGAAGCUGAUUUAUUGACUAAUAUGUACACAUCAAAGAUAAACAAAGCAAAAUCACCCCAGUGGAAACUAAUACUUUGGAAUAUUUGUGACUUCAUAAGCAACCUGAACACUCCAGAAGAAGAAACAGGUGACCCUGAAGAAGAUUUUAUGAUGAGAAGACAAUUUGCUUCUACUUCUGAGAGCUUCACUUUGGAAGCAAUGUUGACACUGUAUCAGCUUCAAAAAGUCUGCCACACCAGAAACGUACAACAAUGGGAGCAGUUGCUCCAACAAGAUAUUUAUGAUCCAGAGAAUGCAAGUCAAGAUAAAGAUCUGAUGAAGAGAAAAACUCCAUACAUCCUGAAACGACAAUUACACGCUAAUAAAGUCCGACGGCCAUACAUAUUGAAGAGGAGUUCAUAUUACUGAUUCAGCCUUUAAAAUAAUGUACAUGUAGUUUAUAACUAACUAUGCUUUAUGUCUCCCUUAUUUCAACCUCAAAUCUUAUGUGUGGAAAUAUAUUAUGGAACGCAAUCAAGAUGAUAACAUAACUGUGUACUUUUUGCUAUUAUUGUUAGUUGAUUGUGAUGUUUUUCCUACUUAAAAUUGACUGGACAAAUACAUUUACAAAUAAAUCUAGUUUGUAAGCAUUAUGUAUUGUAUGCCAUUGAUAAUAUUAAAGAAUUGGCAAUGCUAUUUACUCUAUACCGCAUACCUGUUUCUACAAGUAUGAAAGCAUAGUUAUAUAAAAAUUGCUUGUUUUAUCAUGUGCUAUGUGAUAUACUAUCCAGUCUUCAUAAGCAAACAGAUAAUUACUUAAAAUAUUAUUAAUAAUGAGUAUUCCCAUUAAAUAAUAUAGAAUUAAUAAAUUAAUAACAUCCCACUCAAAUUCAUUUGCUUGCAUUCCAGCAUAAGCUUAUGGAACAGAUGAUGGUCAUUGUUCAGAGUAAGUUAGGCACAUUUAAAUAAUUGACAAAUCAGAUAUUUCCUGAUCAACACAAUUCAUGAGUAACAAAGGUUCAUUCUGUUCAACAGCACUGACUUCCGUAUACAUAGGUUGGCAACGAUAAUUCAUAAGUAUAUUAAAAUAAAUGCUAAGUUCAUAUCUUGUAUGCAUUUAUGUCCAUUGGACACUUGUUAGAUGGAAGAAUUUAAGAUGUCCAAAAUGGAAUAUAAAGUUUGGAGAAUAUUAGUGGCAUAUUGGUUAAACAUCAGAGUUUUUUCCCUACAGCUAGUAGGAAAAACCACCUAACUAUAGCCAAAUAUAUUGUUGUAGCAGUUAAAGCAAAGUAACAACUAACGCCAACCAUUACAUGACAAUUCUUUGAUACCCUUUUUUAAACUCUUUGAUUUUAUCUGCUUGUAUUUAUUGCUUAUCUCUCAUUGUAGAUAAAGAAUUUGACAUUUGAAUUGGAAAUGUGAUUCCCUGUUAUCAAAAUAUAAGGCAGAUUUGAAAAGUGAAGGAGAAAAUGCCUAAAUGCUUGUUAUACAGAAAAUGAUAGAUAUUAUAUAGAUACACAUAUAUACACUAACAAUUGAAGAACCUUCUUGCUCCUUCUUUGGGGUUCAUAUUAUAAAAAUGCAUCAAGAUGAGGCUCAGCUAAUAAUGUUGUCGUGACAGUUCAGUAGCAAAAUCUGAAGCCAGAUUUCUUUGAUUCUAUUACCUAAGUUGUGUCUUCUAUUAAAUAUGACCUUUCCCUCUCUGUUUUUCAUCUGUAUUCAAACACCUUAUGAUUGUUUAUAGAAACUAUAAAAGUGGUGUGCCUUAUUCAUAA